Messenger RNA from Arabidopsis thaliana (thale cress), 1520 nucleotides. RefSeq names its product phloem protein 2-A6 (gene PP2-A6). The record is from RefSeq and is marked reviewed. The transcript has 3 exons. The coding region runs from base 122 to 1300 and encodes 392 amino acids. NCBI's taxonomy places the organism in Eukaryota, Viridiplantae, Streptophyta, Magnoliopsida, Brassicales, Brassicaceae. Gene Ontology annotation, biological process: signal transduction. Gene Ontology annotation, molecular function: carbohydrate binding; NAD+ nucleosidase activity, cyclic ADP-ribose generating.
UAAAAGUAUAUCAAGCAUAUAAGAUUGUUGGAUUAGUUUAUCGUCCAAAGCAUCUUGACAAAACAGAAGCUCAAACAAUUAUCAACAAAAACUCUCUUCUUAUUUCUCAAAAAAAGCUCUCAUGGCUUCUUCUUCCUCGGUUGUGAAACCCACCCCAACGGGGCCUCAGGUGUUCAUAUGCUUCCGGGGAGCAGAUGUCCGCAAACACUUCAUAAGCUUUCUUGUCCCUGCCUUGAGAGAAGCGAACAUAAACGUCUUCAUAGAUGAGAACGAGUUUUUGGGCUCAGAAAUGGCUAACCUAUUGACGAGGAUUGAAGAGUCUGAGCUCGCGCUAGUGAUAUUUUCCGUGGAUUUCACAAGAUCGCAUAGGUGCUUGAAUGAGCUGGCCAAGAUCAAGGAACGCAAGGAUCAAGGCCGUCUCAUAGUGAUUCCCAUCUUCUACAAAGUUAAACCUUCCGCUGUAAAAUUUCUUGAAGGAAAAUUUGGCGAUAAUUUCAGGGCUCUGGAACGCAAUAAUCGACACAUGCUACCAAUAACUCAGAAAUGGAAGGAAGCAUUAGAGUCUAUCCCGGGAUCAAUAGGCAUGCCCUUGGCUGAACAAAGUGAGAGGACCGAUAAUGACUUCAUAAACUCAAUGGUCAUCAAGAUUCAACAAUUACUGGAGAAUAUGGCUGUGAGAAGAAACAAUGAAAUAGAAGCGCAACGUAAAUUAGUUUCCAUCGUCCCUCCAAAGAAACCGAAAGGAGAAGCGAAUCCUCAAGGAGGUUCCAUGGUCCCUGCAAGGAAGCCAGAAAGAGAAGCGAGUCAGGAAGGAAGUUCCGUGGUCCCUUCCAUGGUCCCUGCAAGGGAUUUAGACAUCACACAUUCUGAGAAACCUCAAAAAUGGACUUGGAGUACCAUCAACGAGGCACCAAACUCUGCGGAAAUUGAAAUUGCGACGUUGAAUAAAGUUUACUGGCUUAAAAUAGUGGGAACAAUAACUACGGAGAAUCUAACACCAGGAGCUAAGUACGAGGCUGUAUUCGUAGUCAAAUUAGAAAAUAAUGCUAGUGGAUGGGAGCAACCAGUGAAUCUAAAGCUGAAGGUGGUACAACACGAUGGGGACGACGAUCGGGUGGAUCGAACAGAGAACUUGAACGAUUACAUAGGCCAGAACUGGGUGGAUAUUUUGGCCGGAGUUUUCGUGGUUCCGCCAAAAACUACUCCCGCAACGAUCAUUUUCACCAUGUAUCAGUACGAAGACAAGUAUAAGAAAAAGGGACUCGUCGUCAAAGGUGUUGCAAUACGUCCCACGAACUAAAGCGUACAAACGAAGGAUAUAUGAUUAUUCCUAUUGUUUAAUAUAUGUAUUUUUAAAAAAAUGAAUCGCUAGUCUGUUUAAAAUAAAAAUAAAAAUAGAUGCUCUGUUUGGUUAUUAAAGUGAAUUGUUUUUCCUUUUUCUUUUUGGGUACUGUUGUUUGAAAUUAUGAUAAAAUUUUAUAAUUUUUCUACUUGAUAAUAAUGAUGCUCCCAAUCUUUCA